CGCCCCUAGCAGUCCGGCGCCUUCAACUCAACCUCAGCUAACGAACCCUCUGCGCGCAUUUCAUUUGGAUUUAACGAAGCUCCUUCCUGACAGGCGCCGUCACAUUCCUGGCCAGCCCCGACCUUCAACCCUCCAAUACAUUCCUCUGCCCUCUCCAACCCCCACCUUCCUUCGCUUGGGCCGACGAUCCCUUUAAAGAUCCCCCCUCCCUUCCUGCCCUCCCCGUCCUACUCUCGGCAACCCUCCUUCCCCUUCGCGCCAUUCCUAUCUACCGCGAAGGGAACCCACCAAAAUGGCUUCUCCAAGCCCACCAACAAACGCUGCAGACCGUCCGCGUCUAACAGAGGCCCAGAAGAAGGAGAACCACAUCCGCUCCGAGCAGAAGCGUCGCGAAGCAAUCCGCGAGGGCUUUGACAGGCUUGCUUCAAUUGUGCCAGGCAUGGAGGGACAGGGACGGAGUGAGGCUGUUGUGCUAGAAGCUACUAUCAAGUACAUGAGGGAGCAGAUCACGGAGAGACAACGGCUUAUUAGGGAAGCUAAAGCCAACGGAAUAAAUACCACUGGGUGGGAGCUUCCCACGGAGACAGUUGAAGCCUGCGAGGCACAGCUAAAGAGGAACCAGGAAGGCCUGUAAUUGUGGCCUGGAGGCAAUCGCGCUUCUGCAACUUGCUUUUGGGUACUGGAAGGUCCGACGGGUCGGGUUCAAAUUUAGCAGAUAGAAGGAUAUCAGAGUAUGGGCACUGAUACAAUGCUCAGAAAACACUAAAUAUAGCGCAAAAUCACUCCCAGUUCAUACCCUUAGCCUGUAUAUAUUCUUACGCAGCAUAUUAUCAAAUACCACAAAACUUAACCCAGG
Molecule: messenger RNA, 856 nt
Organism: Lindgomyces ingoldianus
Lineage: Eukaryota; Fungi; Ascomycota; Dothideomycetes; Pleosporales; Lindgomycetaceae
Exons: 1
Coding region: 293-634 (113 amino acids)
Biological process (GO): regulation of transcription by RNA polymerase II
Molecular function (GO): RNA polymerase II cis-regulatory region sequence-specific DNA binding; protein dimerization activity; DNA-binding transcription factor activity, RNA polymerase II-specific
Source: RefSeq, a predicted model, not a curated record